This is a messenger RNA of Prunus dulcis (almond), 1494 nucleotides long. Its product is annotated as pentatricopeptide repeat-containing protein At3g46790, chloroplastic-like. The transcript has a single exon. NCBI's taxonomy places the organism in Eukaryota, Viridiplantae, Streptophyta, Magnoliopsida, Rosales, Rosaceae. Gene Ontology annotation, molecular function: zinc ion binding; RNA binding; protein binding. The record is from RefSeq and is a predicted model, not a curated record. Bases 32 to 1324 code for a protein of 430 amino acids. Gene Ontology annotation, biological process: RNA modification.
AGAUAACUUUGCUUGUGCAGCGCUCGUGGACAUGUAUGCAAAAUGCAAGGUUGUAGACGAUGCUCGCCAACUGUUUGAUAAAAUGCAGAACAGGGAUCUUGUAACGUGGACGGUGAUGAUUGGUGCAUUUGCUGAGUGCAGGAAUGCUGAUGAGUCCUUGGUUUUGUUUGAUUGGAUGAUAGAAGAAGGUGUUGUGCCGGAUAAGGUUGCUAUGGUGACUAUUGUUAAUGCUUGUGCAAAAUUGGGUGCUAUGCAUAGGGCUAGACUUGUUCAUUAUUAUAUAUGCAGGAAUAAGUUUUCCUUGGAUGUGAUCUUAGGAACGGCAAUGAUUGACAUGUAUGCUAAGUGUGGGUGCAUUGAUUCCGCGAGGGAAAUUUUUGAUAGGAUGCAAGUGAAGAAUGUUAUAACAUGGAGUGCCAUGAUUGCAGCUUAUGGUUAUCAUGGACAUGGCCGAAAAGCUUUUGAUAUUUUUCAUUUGAUGUUAAAUAGUGGAGUAUCACCAAAUGUGAUCACAUUUGUUUCACUACUGUAUGCUUGUAGUCAUUCAGGCUUGAUUGAAGAGGGUCUUCGGAUUUUCUCUUUGAUGUGGGAUGAAUUUGCUGUCAGAGCAGACAUCAAACACUAUACUUGUAUGGUCGAUCUCUUGGGCCGUGCUGGGAGACUUGAUGAGGCCUUAGAAUUGGUAGAGAGUAUGGCAGUUGAGAAAGAUGAGAGACUCUGGGGCGCUUUGCUUGGGGCAUGUAGAAUCCAUGGGAAUAUAGACCUAGCAGAAAAGGCAGUGAAUUCGCUUCUUGAACUACAGCCCGAAAAUGCAGGACAUUAUGUAUUGCUUUCAAAUAUUUAUGCAAGAGCAGGUAGGUGGAAAGAUGUAGCAAAGAUGAGAGAUCUGAUGAGCCAGAGGAGACUAAAGAAAGUACCUGGUUUGACAUGGAUUGAGGUGGAUAAUAAAACUUACCAAUUUAGCACUGGAGAUAGGACUCAUCCGCGGUCAGAAAAGAUUUAUGCUAUGCUCGAGAGUUUGGGUAAGAAGUUGGAGCUGGCUGGUUAUGUUCCUGAUACAAAUUUUGUGCUACAUGAUGUUGAUGAGGAAGUGAAGCUGGGUAUGUUGUAUUCACAUAGUGAGAAGUUGGCAAUUGCAUUUGGCCUUAUUGCCACUGCUAAUGGAAUUCCUAUCAGAAUUACAAAGAAUCUGAGGGUUUGCGGUGACUGCCAUACAUUUACUAAGUUUGUAUCAGCUAUCACACAGAGGGUGAUCAUUGUCCGAGACGUAAACCGGUUUCACCACUUCAGGGAAGGGACCUGUUCAUGUGGAGAUUAUUGGUAGUUCACUUAUUUGAUGGUGAUUUUGGUUAGUUUCCAAAAGCCUAAAGAAAAAGGUAAGAUUUCCUCUCUUGCUUUAUCUUGACAUCUUUGUCAAACCCAUUAGGGUUUACAAAAGAAAGAGAUGGAAGAGGAAGUCAUUUAAUUUGGUCUUUAAAUCUGGCAUUUUUUUUA